UCACAUCCUCUACAUAUAAUUUCAAAAGUUUGUUCCCGUGUUGUAAAUUCACAACGUAUGCUCAUCAGCCCUUAAAACCCGUGUUCAUUUGUUACUUUUCUUUCAGACGUGUUGGCAUUGUUUAGAAUAAUAGAAAGUACUAGAGCGUGAAGGAGAUGGUUAGGUCUAUUCAGACUGCAAUCUGAGAUGUUUAACAGCGAACGAAGCUGAGUGACUAGGGCGAGUGCAUCCAGGCAGGUGCGCGGUACGCAGGCGCGUGCAUCUGCAACCGGGACCUCCGUUGUAUUUCAUUCCCAAGGCAAUUCCAGUUCAAACACCAUUCCUGCCUCUUUGUGGACAUGGCUAGUUUUCUUAUCACGCCCUUUCUGAGCCCCGACACAGUUAAUAUUGCAAACUGCUCUUGGAUAAAAGUUUUUGAUAACGAUGAACGUAAUUAUUAUCAUCAAGGGCUUGUGGUCACAGGUGUCUUAUCAGAAAUCUUUCUACUUUGGUUGAAUUUGACUCUAAUGUGUACUCUGCUGUGGAAAGAUGUGAACUACAGACAUUUCGCACUUUUUACCGGCACGGCGUGUUUGCGCAGGUUGUCAUGGGGGUUGAUUAGUCUACCCACAUUCCGGCAUUUAGACAGAAUUACGAAGUCAAACCUGUUGCCCUGUGUUACGUUCGCGCAGCAUGAUUGCUUUUUCUCAGUUCUGGAGCUCGAAGGACUAACCCACGUGUGCAUUGAUAGAUAUGUGAUGGCUCGCUACGCCGCUAACAAAUGGCGUAUGGAUAAGCCAUUUAGUUAUUUAUACAUGGUCAGUACUUUGAUGUUCGCUUUGGUCUACACAUUCAUACCGAGUUUCCGCUACGGCGGUUCCUUCAACUACGACUUAUCAUGCACCACCUGUGGCGUCAAUAUGUUACUGCCCAAUAACUACCAGCGAUUCAUCGUUUUAACGCUGUUCUUCAUGAGAAGCGUCAAGCCGGUGUUGGUGAUGACGAGUUCUCUAGCCAGGGCUUACUACUUGGACAGUAAUGUAUGCACUGACCCUGAAGCUGAACAACGAAAGAGAUUCACUCGGAACUUGAUAAUAUUAACAGCCGUUACUCUGCUAAGUUGGCUACCGCUCGGCGUCAUUAGGGGAUACGUUAUUUUUGGACAGCUGUUUUAUGAUAAACGAUACAUUAUCGACUCAAUGGCAGGGUUCGGCGAGACAAUAAAUUCUGCAAUGUUCCUUUAUUGGGCCUCACCUGUUUUUAUGGCUAUCACGGCAAUGUUGGUUGACAAAAACAUUCGUUACAAUAUGAUCAAUCUCUUCGCAUCUGCUAAAUUGGCUGCUGAAAUUGCCAACCAAGAGGACGAAAAAACAGAAAAGGAAAGGACAAAUGAAAUUGAAAAACCGAAGGAAAAGAAAUCGCAGUAAAUCAACAUUUAUUGAAUACUUGUAAACUCAAGUUUAUUUAUCGCGCUCACGCUCUGUAGGAGCAAAUAUUAACAAUAUGAAUGUAAAAUUGUGUUUUAUGUAGAAAGCUGACAUAAUUAUUAUUGCAGAAUAAACAUUUGGUAAUGAGAAACCAAAGUUCCAUUUGUCAUCAACGAAUAUAAUGUAACAUUCGUAGAAUGGAACAUUUGAAGAACUGGAAGCGUCUUUGUGACAUACUUAAUUUAUAGUGUUUAGAUGAUCUCAAAAAUGAGACAAAUAGAGAUUUUUGGGUUUUUGUGCCACUUAUAUCCAAAUUGUUUGUAGUGGUAAAAAUGUGGUAGUUUAUAUGGAGGAGAUUUUUUUAGAAAAUCUUGACUAGUUUCCUUCCUCUGAUAAUUUUGCAAUUCUGUAAUAUUCUGAGAGUACUUAUCGUUUGUAAUAUCAAAACAGAUUAAUAGGUAAGUAUAGAAUAAAAGGAUGAAGAAACAUAUGUAGACUUGCAAAAUGAGUGUACGCGACAAGUUAACAUUUUGUACCUAGUUGGGUGUAAUUCUCAACUUACAUAAAAAUACAUGAUAAGCUAUACAUUGUAAUUCUCUCCUCUAUACAAAAUAUCCUACAAAACCAGGAAAGUGCUGUCGAUUGUAUAUUAUGUUAGCAAAUAGAUUAACUAUGACACAUUGAUUUGCUUAUUGCUUCUGUAUUUUAGGGUAUUUUUGUUUGACGUUUCCUUCUAUUUGAGCAUAUUUUAUGCUUCUAAAGGUAAACAGCAAGUCCCGCAGCCCUUGUAUGCCUACAACUUGGCCCUGAAUGGAUCUUUUUUCCCUUUUCGAAGAGCACUAGGUAGUAGUGUCUAGCAUAGCAUGUUGAUUUACUGUAAUAAAAUCCACCACGUAGGAGGUUGUGUCCGCAAUAUCGUAGACAAUUAUCACACAUCUUCCUCUUGACAGGGUAUUUUAUAAACCCAAACAAAUUUUGAAAUUAGAUUUUAAGGUACAAAGUCUGAACGCUGGAUAAAUCAGAUAUUUUUGAUAAUACUGGAGUUUGGCUAAAUUUUAGACGCUUGAAGGUAUACGGUAGUGGGACAGUUGCAACAAACCCUGAAGGAAAAACAUCGACUUUCUAAUUUUCAUCACGUUCUUGUAGUCGUGUCAUAUCAAUGUUACCUAUCUAUUUAUAUGUAAAUUGGUGUUGUAUGAAUGUGAA
Messenger RNA from Plodia interpunctella (Indianmeal moth), 2612 nucleotides. RefSeq lists its product as uncharacterized. Lineage: Eukaryota; Metazoa; Arthropoda; Insecta; Lepidoptera; Pyralidae. Bases 339 to 1406 code for a protein of 355 amino acids. The record is from RefSeq and is a predicted model, not a curated record. Gene Ontology annotation, cellular component: membrane. The transcript is spliced from 7 exons.